Lasiosphaeria miniovina is the source of this 1649-nucleotide messenger RNA. Its product is annotated as pyridoxal phosphate-dependent transferase. The transcript has a single exon. NCBI's taxonomy places the organism in Eukaryota, Fungi, Ascomycota, Sordariomycetes, Sordariales, Lasiosphaeriaceae. The record is from RefSeq and is a predicted model, not a curated record. The coding region runs from base 53 to 1453 and encodes 466 amino acids.
GGCAGCCGCGCAGGCGGCCGAGAUCCUGGCGGAGCGCAAGGCCAGCUUCGGCAUGCCGGCGGACGCGCCCGACAGCGCGCUGUUCCCGGCCUACUUCACGUCGGGCGGCACCAUGGGCAACCGCGUGGGCAUACACACGGCGCUGGCGCAGUUCCCGACAGCGUUUGUGUACUACUCAUCGGCGACGCACCACAGCGUCAAGACGGCGUGCCGCGACAUGGCCGCGCACUUUCGCGAGAUCCCCGCCGACGACGUCGGGCGCAUGGUGGCUGGCGAGCUCGUGGCCCAGGCGCUGAAGGACCAGGCCGCGGACAAAGAGGCGCCCGUGAUUUUGUUUCUCAACCUCGGCACCACGUUCGCCGGCGGCUGCGACGACGUGGCCGGGCUGCGGCAGGCGCUGUUUGACUGCGGUAUCCGCGUGUCGUAUACUCACGUCGACGGCGCGCUCGACCUCGGUUUCAAGCCCGACCCCGUCGCCCUGGGCGUCGCCUCGAAGCUGGUGCACGACAUCGAUGGCCGCCCCGUGGUUCAGGGUAUCACGCUGAGCCACUUCGUGCACGGCGUCAUGCAGUCAGGCGAAGUCGUUGUGCACACGGUGCCCUUUCCCGACCACGACCCCCAAGCCGCCAUCGCCGCCGCCAGAGCGUCAUCGGUGCGACCGCCAGCCGUCGGGCCGCGCAUCGUGAUGGAGACGUGGCUGUUCCAGCAGCUAUACGGUGAAGCCAACCUGCGCGAGCUGCACACGUACUGCGUGGGCAACUCGGAGCGGCUGCGGGCCGGGCUCGCGGCGGCGGGCAUACACGCGCGCUACUACCACGGUGGCGAUAGCCUCAUCACCAUGAUCGAGCGGGCGGGCGUGCCACCCUGGGUGGCCGCACGCGCGCACCUGGCUCCUGAGCGAGAUAUGGUGCAUUACAUCACCAUGCCGCACAUCACGGCUGGCGCCGUCGAUGCGUUUGUGGCCGAGCUGGUGCGUGUCGAUGCCGUUUUCACCGGCGAGGGCGGACUGGAGGAUUUCUUGCUCGGGGACCGGUUCUGGGACAGCGUCAGCGGCGGUGUCAAGGAUUUGCGUCUGCGUCGGCUAAGGCCGCAUCACGAGCCCCUCUUCGACGCUGUCGUUGGGCUCCACGAGGUAGCCGAGCCGGGACUGGGUCUGCCCGAGUUCAAGCGCCGGUACGUGUUCAGCGCCAUGUCCUUUGUCGUCGUGCAGGCCGACGAGCCGGACGUGCCACUAGCCGUGUUUCUAGUGCGUGCCUCAGCCGAGGAGGCUCCAAGUGCUGGGCCAGUGUUGGUAAGGCGUGGCGGCGACAAGGUGGGUGCUGAGCUAGCCGAGAUGCAGCAGCGUGCACUGAUGUUUUUGCGAGACCGGCUGGGUUUAAUGGGGAGGAAUGGCAGUAAUGGCCCAGGUACCAAUGGCAGUAAUGGCCCAGGUACCGACGGGAUCGUGGACUAGAUAGGCCUCUGGAAGGAGGCGGAUGUGGUACGCAAUGCGGUGAUUGUAGGUUGCAAUGAAAUCGGAGAUUCAGACCUAGAGGUCGUAAUUCAACGAAAAAAGGAAACCCGACCCAUGCCAAAGCGCCAACCCAACUUGCUCAAUCAUCGGUAAAAUAAAAUAAGCACCUGACCAGUCAGGAAGGGGUCAGCUGAAC